Anopheles moucheti is the source of this 7758-nucleotide messenger RNA. It is a transcript of the gene tud, whose product is annotated as maternal protein tudor. The coding region runs from base 338 to 5881 and encodes 1847 amino acids. The record is from RefSeq and is a predicted model, not a curated record. The transcript is spliced from 8 exons. Lineage: Eukaryota; Metazoa; Arthropoda; Insecta; Diptera; Culicidae.
CGGAUAGGCGCAUUUCGACGAAACGAUUCUACGGAAUAUACGUGCAGAACUAUAACCAGGUGGCAGCCGGAAUUAAAGCGAUCAACUAACGGAAACGUUUGUGCUCAUCGUCACUUGUAACUUGCUGCAGUCUCCAGCCGACGAAGCAAGGGAAAGAGAGAUAGCAGGGAGGGAAACAAUCUCCUUCCGAAAGCUCCGUGGAAAAUGUAUCGUCAGUGAAGAAACUGCGGCAACACGUUGAUUUGUAGUAUUCGAUUUCCUUCCGUGGAUUGCGGUUGGCUAUAGGAGCAGUACAUUUCAUAGUAGGACAACGACGCUGCCGAACGUUUUCGCGAAUAUGAAUAUUAAUCGUUACCAGGUGGCAAAAAAUCUGCAACCAGCACGUUCGUUACGUACCGCACCAAAUGCCGGGCGGAAUGCGCUCGGUGACUUUGGCUAUCCGCCUCAUCUGGUGGACACAUCCACCCAGGCUCGUGCGGGUCACAUGCACAAUGGGAAUCAGCACGGAAAUCUGUCAGCACAAACUCACCAACGAUCGAGCAGUCAGUCGCGCAAACACGAUGUGCUACGUACGCCGACCAAUGGAUCGCACGGUUCCAGCGCGGGCCGAUCAAAUGCUGCAUUCUCUCCGGGAAAUUUAACAUUCAAUGCCAGUACGCUCACAGUCGGCUCUUUGUAUGAGGUGACCGUUUCGUACGUGCAGAAUGGUCCGAAACAGUUCAUGGUGCAGCUACUUUCAGCGGAAGCUGCACUGAAGCAAAUGAUGGUUGCUUUGGCACGGGUGCCGUUACGUUCCAUCAAUCGGAAGCUGCAGCUCGGAAUGGCCUGUUUGGCACGCUAUUCGCACAACCAUACAAUCUAUCGUGCGCUCAUCACAGCGCUAGGUCAGGAUGGUAACUGUACCGUUUCGUACGUCGAUUAUGGCCAUUCGGAAACGGUGCAUCCAAGCAGUUUGUACGAGAUUCCACCUGAGUUCCUGCGUUAUGAGAUCUUCUCAACACGCUUUGCACUCUCAAACGUGCGCCGGCUCGAGGACGUGAAUGCUGAUGUUGCUGGUAUCUUCUCCAAGAUGAUCGCAGGCAAGGUGCUGAAGCUGAAAGUUACUCCCCCGGAGGGUGCAGCAUUCGUGUCGUACUGUGAGCUGUACGAAAAUGGCGAUAAUCUAUUCUUACGUUUGCAAAAACAGUGCCAGGAGCAGGUUUACAAGUAUCUGCCACCGGGAAGUCUGCAACGUGGGUCCAGUUACCGGGUGGUUAUCCGUUACAUUGAAUCUUGCGCGAAAUUUUUCGUCCAUCGUCUGGACAAUGUGGCUACGUUUGAUAAAAUGAUGGAUGAUUUGAUAGUGCAUUAUCAGGGUAGUGGCAGUGUCAUUCCGAGUGUUGUGAACGUUGGCGAUGUGUACGCGGUCAGCCUCGAUCCAAACGAUAUCUAUCGGGCGGAGGUGCUUGAAACGGAUCCUAAAAUUAAGGUGCGUUUGGUCGACUAUGGCACUAGCAUCACGACGCAACGUUUGCAGCUGAAGCGGCUGUCGUCGGAUUUUCUCCAUCAGCGGCCGGAAGCGAUCGAGUGCUGUCUGGAAGGGUUCGAAGGAUCUACCAGCGUUGAUCUGUCUACAGAUCAGCUGGAAAUGCUGGCGGAAGGUGCGGAUCGAGAGCGCAAACCGUUCAAGUUGAUCGUGUGCGACAUACGGGACGGAAAAACGAUCGUAAACCUGCUGGAUGAAUCCGAAACGCCGGUACUGAACGUGUCGAAGAAGCUGCUGAAGUUGAACACACCGGGAAAAUUCUUAAAGGAACCUCAGAGCAAUCCUCAGAAGCAGCAAAACAAACGACUGUCUGGUGGAAGUGCUGCAAGUGGAGUUGAUCCAAUGGGUACGUCAGUCGAUUCAGCCAAAGCGCCUCUUUCGUCCAGUGGCAUUUCGUCUGGCCAUGGAGACUGUAUCGAUUUGACUAACGACGAAUGGAGCGGUGGUCCACCACUGCCGGGAAAUCAAAGUUCGGGGUACGAUUUGCAAACGGGUGGCAAUGUGCAAACUCCUCCGCACAAUAAUCGUUCGGGUGGUGGUGUCGGAUAUGGGCGUGAUAGUAACCAACGUGACCCUUCGACAGGCAACAACAAACAGGAUGCAAAGCGAAAUCCGGGAAUUGCCAACAAUGUAGGAACAACGGCAGGAGUCCGUAAUGACAUUCCAAGGUUCAACAAGGACCGAGUCCAAAUGCCGUACUAUUAUGAACACGAUGAUCGGUUUGCAGAUCCAAAUAGCCCUCCGGCGAAUGUAGGGUUGGCCGGUAAUGAAGCGAAGCGAAACGAACGAAACAGAAUGGACGCUGUAGUGGCUGCUACGGAAAGCAACGCACAAUCUACGGAUGAAUUUAUGCCGUACCGUAGUACCUUUCCGGAGCAUGCAGUAACGAUGAACAGUAAGCUCGAAGUCGUUCUCUCCUGGUGGUACUCGCCGGAACAAUUCUACGUAAGAUUACGAUCGGAUGAGGAUAAGUACCAUGAUAUGAUGAAGCAAUUGCAAAAGUACUAUCGAAACAAGAGCAAUCAGCAACUACAUCAGCAACAGCUGCAACAGCAACAACAAAGCAGCGGAAAGGCCGGGAAACCCUCCACCGGUUCAAUCGUUGUCGUACGUCACCCAAAACACAAUGCGUUCUAUCGCGGCCGUGUGUUAAAGUACAACGAGUCCGUUCAAAAGUAUAAGGUAGAGUUAGUCGACGGUGGUAACAAACUGGCCCUAUCGAUAAACGAUCUGUGGCUAGUGGAGCGUCGCUUUACCCGGCUCGCUCCAAUGGCUGUUCCCUGUGCCCUGCCUGAUGUUAGAUUGCGCUGCGAGGUGAAAGAGCUACAGAACCGCAUCGAUUCGUACAUUAGCAACGACAAACAGUUCGAAACAGUGUUUUUGGAGCGUGUUGACGGCAAGUAUCACUGUGAGGUUCACUCGCUCGGACGUGAUCUCAAGGAGCAUCUACUGGAAGAUGAUCUCAUCGCACAGGUUUAUGUUGACAUAGAUCUCGGCCGUUUGAAGGGACAAACAUUAAAGGUGCAGCUAGUAGAGCUUAAAAGUCUAAACGAUUUUCGCGUGAAAUUGCUCGGACAUCAGGCCAUCUUCAGCUGCCGACAUGAUGGCUGUGAUUCAUCCCUUGUUUCGGUAGAUGCUAUGGUGAAGUUCCGUGAACAAUGGCUCAAUCAGUACUGCUUGGCACAAGUGGUCGAUGUAUCGAAUGAUGAAAAAUUGAUACUGUCUUUGCUGAUACCAUCAUUAACGGGCCAACCUGAGCCAACGAUAACCGAUAUGCCAGUGCUGAUGAGUGCAUUUAACGUGUACGUUACCCACGUAGAAAGCACAAACUGCCUGUAUGUGCAGAAUGCGCGCUGGAAUGAACAAAUCACCAAGAUGGCGAACGAUUUGUUCGAGUUUUACGAAAAGCAGCAAGAGUUAGUGCCGGUGGCGAAUCUGACGAUGAAUGAAGUGUGUGCCGCCAAGUCACAAGACGACGGUAACUGGUAUCGUGUAAAGAUCGUAUCGUUGCAGGAUAUCGAAAAGAUCGAAGUGCUACUGGUAGACUAUGGGUACCGCGAGCAGAUGAAGCACAGUGAGCUGAAGGUUCUUGAACCACAGUUCUUCGAAUACAGUGCGUUUGCCCAUCGAGUAUAUUUACCGAUGACAGCAAUCGUUGACGUGAAAGAGGAGCACAUCAAGACGGAAAUCAGUGGGCUGACCGGAUUGUUCGAGCUGUCGCUUAAAGUGGUCGAGUUUCGAAAUGGAAUCUGGAUCGUGGACAUCACCUCGAAUGACUAUAGCAUUGUGAGCGUGCUGAAGGAUCGACAGUUGGUGGCGGAUUUGGAUUAUGAGACCAUACUCAAUCAGCGCCAAUCAUCGACACCAACACCCGGAGCUCCCGUACGGCCAUCAAUCGAGGAUCAUGAGGCGAAGCAUCAGAAGAUUAAGGCUAGAAUAUGUCACGUCGAUAAUCCGAGCCAGUUAUUUAUUCAGCUUGAAAGUGAUCAAAAAGAUCUAAACCAACUGCAAGAGACUCUUCAAAUCAUUGCAUCGUCCUUACCACCUUUGCGUGACUUUUCUGCCGAUCGUUACUGCAUCGCGCAAUAUUCGGCCGAUGAUCUCUGGUACCGGGCCCUCAUCAUCGACAGUCACGAUGAUCUGAUCAUACAGUUUGUUGACUUUGGUCACACGGACAUCGUGACAAGCAACAAGAAGAGUACACUCCGAGACAUCAACGAUGAUCUGAUGAAGUGGAAAAUUUACGCGAAACAGUGCGCCAUGCUUGUACAACCCAUGUCCCAGGAAGUUGUCAGUGCUGAUGGUGGUUCAGUAGGAAGUGCUAGAGGACGCAAGAAAAUGGCUGCAUGGAAAGAGGUUGCCACCACAAUACUACGUGCGCUGGUUGAGGUUGAGGUACAGUUUCUGGCCGAAGCUCAAGGUGUGCACUACAUCAGUGUGCGUAGCAGUGAGAAGGAUAUUGCCGAGAUGCUGGUGGAGAAAAAGCUGGCCACCCGCUUGCUGUACGUACCUUCCGGUCAGCGAUGCUUUACGAGCCACACAGAAUCGAUUGAUGAGUUCUACCUGCAGCUGGAACGCGAUGUUAAUCCACUCGAUAUGAUGGGCAACUAUUUGGCGGAUGUGAGCCAGUUUACCGAUGUCGACGAUCCGAAGGUGGACCUGAUAUGUCUGGCAGAGUUUGCGGACGAUGGACUGUGGUAUCGAGUGCAGGUAUUGUCCAUACCGCAACCGGGCACAUAUAAGGUACUGUUUGUGGAUUACGGAAAUGGUGCUACGGUGCAGAAGCUGAAACAGCUGGAACCGAGCAUCGCAGAGCUGACGCGACUCUGUACGAAGUGUGCGCUACGGUUGCCGGAAAACGUGAAGAGUUGGUCGGCAGCAGCACAGGAGAAGUUUGUUGAACUGACGGCAAUGGGCCAGACGGUGUUCACCGUACAGCUGCACAGCCCCGGACCAUCGUUUGCUACCGUUGAGCUGUUCCUCGAAGGACGGAAUAUUGUGGACCAGUUGGUUGCGCUGUGCGAAAAAGGACCUGGUUCGUCGAACGACGUGAUGAGUUCCAGUUUCUUCCUGGGUGACGAUAACAGGCUCGAUGAUAGUUACCAGCUAGAAGACGACAAGGUGCACAUUAGCCACGUGAACUCACCGGCUGAGUUUUUCAUCCAAUUCAACAACAGUUUCGAUGCGCUGCGCAACAUGGACGAAUUGCUAGCGGCCAAAGCAAAGCACUGUGAACCGAUCGCUGAGGGUGAUAUAAGAAAUGGGUUGUUCUGUUUGGCGCAGUUACUACACAACGGUAAGUACUGUCGUGCGCUCGUCCUGUCGGAGGUGCACGGUGGGGAGGCCACGUACCAUCUAGUGCUGCUGGUUGACUACGGUUAUCGUGCGGCAGCAACGGAUCUGCGCAAGAUGCCUCCCAGCAUCGAGGAAAUGUCCCGGUUAGCGAAGAAGUGCUGCCUGGAGCACUAUCUGCCAACGGAUGAGGUGACGCUCGGUGCAGCCCGUUGGAGCCGCUUGCGCAGUCGUCUAACGGAACUGGCCGAUUUGGGAAAGGUUGUGUUCACGUUUGAAAUUGUGCGUAACGAUUGCGAUCCACUCAUCAUACGAUUGUUUACGCCCAAUGGCGUUAACGUGGAAGAUCUGUUGCGAGAGAAAGACGUCGACGACAAUGUGGGUGAGGACUCGUUUUGUAAUCUCGUUAUGCCGGAAAACAGCAGCAGCAGUAAGGGAGAAACGAUACGGCGAGCCAAACCGAAACAGGUGUUCUUCAGGGCACACAGUGACCUGGAGUUUCUGGAGAACUGUGAAUCCGCUCCACCAUCGUUGGGUCAGCAGUUAACGAAUGCAGACAAUUGAUGUGCUGUGCGAUGGCAUGCUGUGACAUGCAAAACGACCGUUACCGGGGGGAAAAGACCGAUCAUUCCGUUUCCUGCUUGAAGUUGCAAGAUGCUUCAAACCACCAAGAGGAGAACAGUAAUGAAGGUUUCGUUUUAAGAUUUUUCCCUGCUCACACGGUAACGAUGAAUCGAAAACAACAAUUCUCUACACAUAACAUUAAGAAUCGAAGCCCCGGUAUAAGAGAUUAGUUAUAGAGAUACAAAGUUGUUUUUGUUUUGUUUUUUUUUUUGUGAAUUCACUAUAUGCGCUCAUACGCGUAACGUUGUUUUUGUUUCAUAGGUUAGAUUUUUCCUCUCCUGCUUACUGAAACGAAUUAAUAGACUCGAACGAAUUUAAAUGAACGCAUAUGCAUCCCAAUUUCAAAUCACGACUAUUUAUGCACAUUGUUACCCUAUUACUCACUCACAACACUGAACUAGCUACUCUAUUUACCGCCUGGUUGAGAAUUGUAAAACGUGAUGCAAAAAUGGGAGCAAAAAUGUUAAAAAACAAACAAAAAAGGAACAAUUAAUAUAACAAUUAUUAUGAAUUGUACUCUCAGUGAGUGGAUAGGGGUUAUGUUGAAGUAAGCAAAUUUAUUAACAAUGAAUCGGAAUGGUGCAUACAGGGUUUCGAUUCAUAUAAGGGAACAUUUCAACCGUUUGGUGGAAUUGUGCAGUUCAUUGAGGAAUAUUCUCAAUCGAUGGAGAGAUAUUUGCAAACAUAAAGGGAAAAUGUCUUUUCUUCAAUGUUUAAAGGUAAGCAGAUUCUGCAUUUCUUCACCGAAAACCUUAAACAAAAAAAACCAUCACAACAGGAAAAAGCAUAAAACUAAGCUGGGAAAGCUGAACUCAUUUUUGACUGGUUUGUUCAAAUCGUAUUCGCCUGUUGCUCCUGAAAAUGUUAUGCAUUAUCAGUUGCAAAUAUCUUUGUUUCACCUCUCCUGUUCCCUUACAAAAGCAUGUGUUUGGACAUGUGCGAAGCAUGAAGCGUUGUUGUUAAACUAAUUAACAAUUGUUAAUUAACAAACUAAUUUUCAUAGUAAAAUAAUGCGGAAAUUUAAGCAAACCGUAGACAAUGCAUCCAAAAACAAAGGAAGACAAUUAACAAAUUGAUCUUCAGAGUGUUUUUGGCUAAAUUAUCUUGUAUGUUUGCACAUUUCCCCUUUAUGAUUGCAAAUUUCUUUGGCUUUAGUUACUUAAAAUAUCCCCUAUGAGUUGUAUCCCUCGAACAGUUGAAAUGUUCCCUUAUAUGAUUCGAAACCCUGUAAUGCAACAUAGAACAAAGUGAAAGUGUCUUCGCGAACUACAAACUCAAAUGGAUAGAAAAUGUGCCUUCCAAUAACUCAUACAUCCAGCUACCUCUACACACCAUGAGGCAGCUAAGAGCAUCCAGCCUAAAUAUUCUUUUUUUACAUUACAUAUGUGUCUAGGUCGAUGUUCUCCAUGGGCAGCAUGUUUGGUAGUUGAGAAUAUCUACGUUUUAUUAUGCUACUAUUUUCUACAUUGAACGGCACCAACAUUUUAAAACAAUGACAAUUGUAAAAAUGUUCAAGAAGAAGUGCCUUACAACAGGGGAUGUUUCAAACGAGAACUAAAUUUCCCCAACUACCGCUCUCCUUUUCAACUGUCGUUGCAGCAUUGCGGUGCAUAAAAUAAGCUAUAUCCAGUAGGCAUCUGGACUACUCUGUCCGAAACGAUAUAAGCAAACCAUCGUGAAAAAGAUGAAUGAUGCGUAAAACGCACUAAACGCAAAUUAAAUAGUUUAGCAAUCGCUCGUUACAAUUAUAAUCAGCAACUAUUGUACUAAACCACGUCCAAAAAAACGAAAAUAAAGUUAUCUAUAUAUAAACGUUU